Endocarpon pusillum Z07020 is the source of this 2319-nucleotide messenger RNA. RefSeq lists its product as uncharacterized. Bases 1 to 2319 code for a protein of 772 amino acids. Gene Ontology annotation, molecular function: protein kinase activity; ATP binding. The transcript is spliced from 3 exons. The record is from RefSeq and is a predicted model, not a curated record. Lineage: Eukaryota; Fungi; Ascomycota; Eurotiomycetes; Verrucariales; Verrucariaceae. Gene Ontology annotation, biological process: chromosome segregation; protein phosphorylation. Gene Ontology annotation, cellular component: nucleus; cytoplasm; centrosome.
AUGAUCUUUCACACGGAACGGAACCAGUCCGACUCUGAAAUAGAAGGUAAAAAGCCUGUAAAAGAAAAGGCUCAUGGGAAAUCUGCCCAACGCGAGUUGUCAGUCCCUUUAAUCGAGGACUCGAACCAAAAUUCUUUUGAGGUACCGUCAAAGAACGGUGACAGUGACGCCAAACUAAUUUAUAGCGUAUCCAAUGCUCAUGUCAACAGUAGAGGUGUCUCCGGCUCCCUCUAUAAGAUCAACAUCUCCCGUGGCAUGACAUGCAAUGUGUACGAGGUGGACGCUCGCUGGGCAUGGGUCUCUACAGAAGCAGUGCGUGCUGAAGGGUCACACGGAGUCAAAUUGGCAGUCAAGAGACUGUCACGAAAGAUAACACCAAAACAAUUUCUCCAGGAAUACGAUACUCUAAGAGCUGUAACGGAGGCUCGCCAUCGAAAUAUUGUUGAGUUCCUGAAUGCCUUCAGAUAUGCAGACAGGAAGAACACCGUCUACUAUAAUUUUUCAUUCCCUCUUGCCGCAGGCAAUCUGAAGCAGCUGUUUCGCUCCACUUCAGCGCACAUGAUACAAGGAACUGACCAUUUUGAGACCGAGCCGGUUCUCCACCGCUUCCCAGAAGGUUUCUACUCGACAGCUUUGAAGAGCUUUUGGUCAGAAUUCGAAGGCCUUGCAAGCGCUUUGGCUUAUCUUCACGAUCCAUCGAACAUACUCCUCUAUGAGGGGAGUGGAGUCCCACCCAUCAUUGUCAAGCUUACAGACUUUGGCCUCGCGGUCGCUCUUCAAACCAAACUGUCCUGGCGUCUUGGAACACAAGAAGCUCAGUCUGCGUGGCAAUACGAUGCACCGGAGAUUCGUGAAGAUCAAAGUUCGUUCUGGAAGACAUAUGCUUCUCGUAAAACUCUCCAACCGACUUCUGAAGAGCUUAAGAGUGGCGAUGUCUGGAAGUUGGGCUCCGUUUUCAUAGAACUACUGAGUUUUCUAGUCAAAGGCGACACAGGUGUUCUGCAAUUUCGCAAGUUCAUCACCACCACCCAUAAUGAGCUAACCUCUGAUGACAUCAGCGACACACGUUUUGAUGAUGGCAAGAAGGCGAAAGACGAGGUGUUGGAGUGGCUGUCCUACCUAGCGACGAUAGACGUUCGGGUACAGGAAAUGGAGGCUUCAUUGCGAUCAAUGGUUGAUAUAGCCUUUGCCUCUAUUUUGAUGGCACGAGGCAUCUUCGAAUCACACCAUCUCGAUUCGUUCGUUCUCCAAGCGCUAUUGACCAGUGCUAGGAGGUGGUCGAGAAAUGGAUCGGCCACUGUUUGGAAUGGUGGCCAUUCAAAGAUGGGGACAGGUCGUGUCCUCAAGGCUAUUCAAGAAAUCUCAUGGGAGUGGUCUAGUGAAAGUCUAUACAUUGAUGUGCCAGACCCUGUGGCUCAAGCCUACAAAGAGACCAGUCAGCCUAUCUCUCAUAUUCGGCAGCCAGUCUCAUGUCCUCCUGCUCCCAGCUAUCCACCUCCCACCCACAAUUCAAAACAGAUAGCCGAUUCACAGUUUGGAAUGAUUCUGAGGCCUCUCAGGAAUAAUCAGACGCUGCAUCAACUCCGUUCAAGCUCUCCCAACCGAGGCAGGCUUGGAAAUAUAUCUGCUGGCUCUUCAGCUUCCACAGGCGCCCUCCAAUCACAAAACAUAUCCAGGGAAAUAUAUUGGUGUGUAGACAAAGCGUGGUCAGAGCCUCGAAUCACGAAGCUUUGCUCUGUGCAGGAGCUCCACCAGAUACUCGACGACAAAUCGUUGUGCGAACAGUUGAUGAAAGAGUACAACCGAGUUCGCACAUGGAAGGGAAGGCUUCUCUCGUGGAAAAGCUGUCUUGGUGUUGAGUUCAUCAAAUUCUCCAGGCCUUACCCUGGCCAGGAUGACGUCGUCAAGAUACAAAUAGGCUUGCCUCCCUCUGAUCCCUUGGCGUACGAAUAUACUCUUUGGAAACCAGAGGAGGUCCACAUGAAGAUUGCGGCGACGCAGCUCAUUGCGAGUAUUUAUCAUCCUGAAAAGGCAAGCGGUAUCAGCACCACGCUGAAAAUGAUUCCCAAAAGGAUCACGGCCCAAUCCGGCUCGAGCGCAAGCUCGGAAGACUGGGGCAUGCAUGCACUCCAGCGAUUUUCCCUCUGGAAGAUCAUGACCUGGAUCGCAUUAUUGACCAUCCUCGGCCUUGUCUUUGUCGUGUUCUGGUUAGUAUAUAUCGAUAAGACCGAUUUGCAACACGCAUUUAUGCCCUAUACAUUCCUGGCAACUAUGGUGUUGAUUGGCCUUGGCGUUCCGCAAUUUUUGGAGGUCGACUGA